This is a messenger RNA of Chroicocephalus ridibundus (black-headed gull), 2086 nucleotides long. Its product is annotated as valine--tRNA ligase, mitochondrial-like. Gene Ontology annotation, biological process: valyl-tRNA aminoacylation. The record is from RefSeq and is a predicted model, not a curated record. Lineage: Eukaryota; Metazoa; Chordata; Aves; Charadriiformes; Laridae. Gene Ontology annotation, molecular function: ATP binding; aminoacyl-tRNA deacylase activity; valine-tRNA ligase activity. Gene Ontology annotation, cellular component: cytosol.
UCUUCUCCAGACGCCGGGGGGGGGCCAGGUCCUCAGCCUGGUGCUGCCCCCCCCCAACGUCACCGGCUCCCUGCACCUGGGCCACGCGCUCACCGUCGCCCUCCAGGACGCCCUGGUGCGCUGGCGGCGCAUGCAGGGCUGGACCGUCCUCUGGGUGCCCGGCACCGACCACGCUGGCAUUGCCACCCAGGCGGUGGUGGAGCGGUGGCUGUGGCAGCGCCGAGGGUUACGCCGGCAGGAUCUGACCCGCUCCCAGUUCCUGGAGGAGGUUUGGGCCUGGAAACGCCGACACGGGGACGAGAUCCUGCAGCAGCUGCGGGCGCUGGGGGCGGCGCUGGAUUGGAGCCGCUGCGCCUUCACCAUGGACCCGAGUUUCUCGCGGGCGGUGGCCGAGGCCUUUGUGCGGCUGCACGAGGCCGGGCUGAUUCACCGCGACCGGCGUCUCGUCACCUGGUCCUGUGCCCUGCGCUCCGCCCUGGCCGACGUGGAGGUGGAGCCCCGCGCCCUGACGGGCCCCACGGCGCUGCGUGUCCCCGGUUGUCCCCACGCUGUCACCUUCGGCGUCCUCGUCACCUUCGCCUACCCCGUGGAGGGAGGGGAUGGCCUGGAGCUGCCGGUGGCCACCACGCGCCCUGAGACGAUGCUGGGGGACGUGGCCGUGGCCGUGCACCCCGAGGACCCCCGGUACAUGCACCUCCAUGGCCGCCAGCUCCGGCACCCCUUCACGGGGCAGCUCCUGCCCGUCAUCACUGACCCCUCCGUGGAGCCCGCCCGUGGCACCGGGGCGGUGAAGGUGACACCGGGGCACAGCCCCCCCGACCUGGCGCUGGCCCGCGCCCACGGGCUGUCCCCGCUCUCCGUCAUCGGGGACGAUGGCACCAUGUGUCCCCCGGGCGGGGGGUGGCUCCAGGGCGUCCAUCGCUUCGUGGCGCGGGAGCAGGUGGUGGCCGCCCUGGCCCAGCGUGGCCUGUACCGCGGCACCCAGGACCACGCCAUGACGCUGCCCCUGUGCAGCCGCUCGGGGGACGUCAUCGAGUACCUGCUGAAGAGCCAGUGGUUCCUGCGGUGCUGGGAGAUGGCGCAACGCGCCCGAGAGGCGGUGACGUCGGGGCAGCUCAGGCUCGUCCCCAAAUUUCACGAGAAGAACUGGAAGACGUGGAUGGACAACGUUGGGGACUGGUGCCUGUCGCGACAGCUGUGGUGGGGACACCGGGUGCCGGCGUACCGGGUGGGGGAUCCCCCGGCGGGGUCCCCCUCCGAGGGGCUCUGGGUCGUGGGGCGCCACGAGGCCGAAGCCCGCGCCGCCGCCGCCCGCGCCUCCGCCCGCCCCCCCGAGGAGCUGCAGCUCCAGCAAGACCCCGACGUCCUGGACACCUGGUUCUCCUCCGCCCUCUUCCCCUUCGCCGCCCUGGGCUGGCCCCAAGAGACCCCCGACCUGCGGCGCUUUUACCCCACGGCCGUGCUGGAGACGGGCAGCGACCUGCUCUUCUUCUGGGUGGCCCGAAUGGUCAUGCUGGGCCAGCAGCUUACCGGGAGGUUGCCCUUCGCUCAGGUCCUUCUGCACUCGCUGGUGCGCGACGCCCAGGGCCGCAAGAUGAGCAAGUCCCUGGGCAACGUCAUCGACCCCCGCGACGUCAUCGCCGGCGCCACCCCCCAGGAGCUGCAGGAGAGGCUCUGCCACAAGCUCCUGGACCCCCACGAGCUCAAGGUGGCCACAGAGGGCCAGAGGCGCCAGUUCCCCCACGGCAUCCCCGAAUGCGGCACCGACGCCCUCCGCAUGGCCCUGUGCGCCCACAACGUCCACGGUGACGACAUCCGCCUGGACGUGGCCGGCGUCCUGAGCUACCGUCACUUCUGCAACAAGGUCUGGAACGCCGUCAAGUUCGUCCUCGCCGCUCUGGGCCCCGACUUUGUCCCCCGACCCCCCGAGGAGACGGUGCCGCAGCGGCCCAUGGAGCGCUGGGUGCUGAGCCGGCUGGCGCAGGCGGCGGGGGAAUGCGGGAGGAGGAUGGAGGCCCUGGAGGUCCACGGCGCCGUCGCCGCCGUCCACCAUUUCUGGCUGCGGAGCUUCUGCGACGUCUACCUG